Molecule: messenger RNA, 582 nt
Organism: Sordaria macrospora k-hell
Lineage: Eukaryota; Fungi; Ascomycota; Sordariomycetes; Sordariales; Sordariaceae
Source: RefSeq, a predicted model, not a curated record
AUGGCUGGCCACGACUUGACCGGAGUCCACAACGAGGGCUUCUCCUCAACGCACCAGAGGGGCCAGGCGCUGUCCACUGGCCACCACCACUUUGAGCCGUGGACUUCUAGCCUACGCAAAUACCUCAGGGCGAACGACUUGCUGUACCAGCUAGUGCUCGACAGGAUUCUCCCCGGGAUGUUGACGACCGAGCAGGGAAGACUCAUCACGCCCUAUAUUUUCGAUGCUUUCUUCCUGGCAAUCAUUGGGGCGCGUAAGCGCUCCCUCGACUUCGCGGCCGAGAACUUGGGACCGCAAGACCCUGCCAGCCACUUACUUCUGGCCCAAGCUUGCAACAAUUCCUUGGUGGCAGCGUUGUUCUGGGACAUGACCAGCGUCUCGGUGCAGUUCAAGUCCGAGGGCUACGAAUACGAAGAGAUGAUUGCAAUGGCGUUGGAGCAGCAAGAGCAGCAAGAGCAGCAAGAGCAGCAAGAGCAGCAAGAGCAGCAAGAGCAGCAAGAGCAGCAAAAGCAGCAAGAGCAGCAAGAGCAGCAAGAGCAGCAAGAGCAGGAGGAGGUGGACGAAGAGGAGGAGGAUGGGUAA